Syngnathoides biaculeatus (alligator pipefish) is the source of this 3705-nucleotide messenger RNA. It is a transcript of the gene ttc7a, whose product is annotated as tetratricopeptide repeat domain 7A. The coding region runs from base 36 to 2774 and encodes 912 amino acids. NCBI's taxonomy places the organism in Eukaryota, Metazoa, Chordata, Actinopteri, Syngnathiformes, Syngnathidae. Gene Ontology annotation, biological process: phosphatidylinositol phosphate biosynthetic process; protein localization to plasma membrane. The record is from RefSeq and is a predicted model, not a curated record. Gene Ontology annotation, cellular component: plasma membrane. Gene Ontology annotation, molecular function: protein binding. The transcript has 20 exons.
AACUACUAAAUAUUGUUAUUCUUAUUUCUAAUUGAAUGAAAUACACAGUAAUAACAGCCUUGUUCCAUAGAGAAACAUCAAACUACUCCCCAACACACAAACACACUCAUGCACACCCACACACACACACACACACAGACUCCAGAUUACAUAUUUAUUUCUCCUGCAAGUCUGCAGUCACUCCCAUGGUGUCCGGGGAGUACAGUCAGCACCGGGACCGAGCUGCCAUGGCCUCCCGGAUCUCGUUCACCCAGCUGCGCUUGGAAGCGGAGCUGGAUCGGUACCGGGCUGAGUGCCAGUGGGACAAGAUUCCUCCUAUCGUCGAACACAUGCAGGCUGCGCGAAUGCACGAAGAGGAUGACUAUGGGACACUGCUGUUAGCUGAAGCCCUGCUGGAAGAGUCCCUGCAGGAAAAUGGGGACCUGUUAAGGAAGUCCACACCUUUGAUAGACAAGAUGCAACCAAGAUUAUGCCGGGCCAAAAACUACCUCAACAUCAUCCUGAGCCGAGGCCGUCUCACUCCCCGGUAUUUGAACGAGGCUCUGCUGCUGAUGGCCAAAGUGCACUAUGUGCAGGGCUGUCACCGGGAUGCCCAGGGAAUGUGCGCAAGGGUGGGACUGGAAGAGCUGACACAGGAAAACCAACCCACCUACCACCUCCGCUUACUGGCCGAGGCCUUUGUAAUUAAAGGGCUUUCUUUGGACCACCAGGCACUUUCAUCAGUGUCCCGUAUCCGUCUAUUGGAGAGGGAGGAGGAGAGUCUGUCCUGUUUCCUCAUGGCCUGCGAUGCGGCUCUGUCCUAUCUGCAAGAGCUCGAUAAGACAGUUACGACGCCCCAGACAAAGACAUCCAAAGUUUUGCCACCCGUGGACUUUGACCUGGGUUUCUUCCUACAGGCAGCCCUCCAGAGUGCUUACCUGUGUUUGCUGCAGAGAGGUCAUCUAGCACAAGGUGCCCACCAACUACGUCGUGUGAUGAGGGUGGUCGAGUCACGAGGGUCUCAGGGUUUCAGGAAGGCUGCUGCGAGGAAGCUCGCGGAGGUGCUGCUGAGCUCAGUGACUGAGGACAGUUACUGGCCCCCACUGGGCCCCCCACCCUCUGCCUGGCUCCGGAGAGAGGGAGCCGCCACCUUCAAAGAUGCGCUCUACCCCACCAUCAAACCACCACAGCGUUACAUGACUGACAGUUGCUUCUGUCCCCAGGAUGUGGUAGAAGAGGCUGUGUUGCUGCUUCUCAUCACAGAGUCCAUGGCCAGCGGCGAUGCAGUCAUCAGUCGCCUGCCUGAUCAGGCCGAGGCUCGCCAGGUCACCCUGCAGAAUUCGCUCUCCGUCUACGACCUUCUCACUAUCGGCAUGGUUAGGAGGGGGCAGGUCACUAUGUUGUCUGAGUGUCUGGAACGGGCAAUGAAGUUUUCUUUCAAUGAAUUCCACCUCUGGUACCAGCUGGGCCUCUCACUCAUGGCUUCUGGAAAGGCGGUUGGUGCUGUGUCUGUGUUUAAAGAAUGUUCCAGGAUGAGACCAGAGGACCCGUUGCUGCCCCUGUUGGCUGCAAAAGUCUGCAUUGGUCAGCUGCACUGGUUCUCAGAAGCAGAGGCUCUGUCCCAAAGUGUGGUGGCAAUGGGAGAAGGAGCUGGGGAAUCUCUUUCGAGGGCCUACUUGGCUUUGGGACUCUCAUACAGUUUGCAAGCUUCUGAUGCCUCUUUGAAAGAAGAUCGGAAUGAAUACAACAAAAAAGCACUAAGAAUUAUGAGAAAGGCUAAUUCAUUAGACCCACAGGAUGCGCACAUUGCCAUGUGCCUGGCGCUGCAGUUGGCGCUUGUACGGCAGGUAUCAGCAGCUAUGGAACCCCUGCAGCAGGCUUUAUCUAUCCAAGGGGAUGACUUGCACUCCCUCCACUUGCUGAGCCUUCUCCUCAGUGCUCAGAAACACCACCGCCAUGCCCUGGACACCCUGGGACUGGCCCUCAGCCAACACCCCGACAACUUCAAUUUGCUGUUCACGAAGGCUAAGCUCGAAGAAGUCUUGUAUGGCCCAGCUGUGGCCUUACAAACCUGUCAGGAAAUGCUGCAAAUUUGGCAAAGUCGCUAUGAUGUCAGCCGUGCAACUGAGCCAGAUGACAGUAGCAGUACACCAGUGGUUGAGAGGCCGGAUGCCAGCCCCGGAGUCAGCAAAGCAUCCAUCCACCUCACUCUGCCUGACUUCCAAGAAACCUCCACUGGUUCAAUGAGUCCAUCAUCGCUUGCAGCAUCCCGUCUUGAGGCGGUGCUGUCAGACGUGUCAGAUAUUAGCUCCGUGCAUCGCCAAGGGCCCAUGUACAUCUGGACCACCCUAGAACGCAUUUGGCUCCAAGCUGGAGAACUGUUCAUGGAGGAUGGUCGACUGAAAGAGGCGCAAUUUUGCAUAGCCGAGGCCAGCUCACUCUUCCCCAACUCGCACUCAGCGUUGCUGCAGAGGGGCCACCUGGCCGAACUCCGGGGUCAAAUGGAGGAGGCGAAAAGUCUUUACGAUGAAGCCCUGGCUAUCAACCCAACUGGGGAGCGCGUACUGGUGCAAAUGGGCCGGCUCCUGGUGAAAACAGGGCAUGCACACCUCGGGGAGAAGGUCCUACGCGAUGCGGUUCAGGUCCACAGUACGUCACAUGACGCGUGGAGUGGACUGGGAGAGGCGCUGCAGUUUCUGGGAUCCAGUCAGGCCCCCGACUGUUUCCUCACAGCUCUGGAGCUGGAAGCUUCCUGUCCCGUCCGACCCUUCACGAUCAUCCCCAGGGAGCUCUGAGGUGCCUGGACUGGACUGUAGGUUUCCAACAACCAAACAGAUUCUACGCUCGUGCAACCAAAGACAUUCGGGUGGACAUCAAGGCUACUUGUUUACAUUCUAAAACCAAAACAUUGGUAAGAUCUUCAUUCACUGUUAUUCAAAGUCUUCGCGACAAAAAUAUUUCGCUUUCUACAAUAUAUUAUACUAUAUUCAUGGAUUUUACGACUGACAUCUCAAAAACAUUCAAUUCUUACAUAAAAAUUAGCCUCAGAAGUCAUGUGAGUGCUUUACCUUUAAAUAAUCUCAUACAAACAAUGUAUGCAGUAACACAAAACAUUACCUACUGGGAUAGAUUCUAAUCUGUGAAAAUUGAGUCAGAUGAAUUAAAUUCCGUUGCAACUUUCUUUUUACGCACUUUUAAUCUUUUCUGGUUGUUCUUUUAAGUAUUUAAAGUUGAGUUUUAGUAGUUGAAUAUCUAGUAAAUUUUGAAAGUAAUGAACAAUUGUGUUUUUUUUUAAUUGUGAUUACAAUAUCAACAAAAUUAAUAGGGAUUUUUCUUUUUUUUCUGCAUAAUCGUCCAGGCCUGCGGACUUGUGAUGCAUGUUUGCAAUAAAGUGUGACAAUGAAAGCAGUACGUACUCCCUAUUGUAGGCAACUCGUAAUGCAUUAAACACAAAAAUGAGCUCAAUACAUGUGGCGGCAGAAUUUAUGUUCAUGUUUUGUGUCGACUAUAUAGCAUAUUUUGCAUAAGUUGUCAGGAACAAGAAGAGACGAUGUACCCAUGAAGAUUAUGUUGAUUGACAUAUCUUUCAUACACUCACAAAGCCACCCUUGUAUAUUUUUCAUCAGGCGUUUUCAGUUAUCAACAUGUCAUUAAAGCGCAUAUUCAUAUAUGUACUACUGUAAGGUACACUUUUAGGGUGUUGGUUGCCCUGUUUGUAAUAAAGAG